AUUAGUUUGUAGUUUAUAGAACUAUUCUGAUGUUUUUAUUUAUUUGGCAAUUGUUAGGUAAUAUUUAGCUGCUGCUUAUGAGAGCUAAGAAAAAUACGCUGAAUGUGUGAGUGUUGGUAUUUUGGGUUAAUUUGUAAGUUUGAUGAAAUACGUACCCUCUUAAAGUUUGUAGUUCGCAGGAAACGCUGCUCGUGACAACAAAAAGACGUUUUUCAUCCCCUGUGGUUUUGAUGAUCAUCUGAAGGUGGAGUUUGAACAGCAGUUUGAACAGUUCUACGAGAAAGUCACCAUCCUGUUCAUGUUGUAUCACUUCAAUUGGAGCUUGACACCAUGGAACACAGAGCAGCAACAUGUCCUCUUUGUUUUUUUCAGGCAGUUCUGAAUAGCAUGUUAUCCAGUGGUAUGAAGGUGGAGUUUGAAGGACAGCUUGAACAGUUGUACGAAAAGGUGACCAUCCUGUUCAUGGUGUAUUUCUUCAAUUGGAGCUUGACACCAUGGAACACAGAGCAGCAACAUGUCCCCCACAGUUUAUACAUUUGUAGAAGAAGGUGACCAGUUUUCUCAGGUAGUUAGCCUGAGAUUUCAUCUCCUGAAGAUUGAAGAAAAUAUUAAAAAUUAGUUUGUAGUUUAUAGAACUAUUCUGAUGUUUUUAUUUAUUUGGCAAUUGUUUGGUAAUAUUUAGCUGCUGCUUAUGAGAGCUAAGGAAGGAGUGUUGGUGUUUUGGGUUAAUUUGUAAGUUUGAUGAAAUACGUACCCUCUUAAAGUUUGUAGUUCGCAGGAAACGCUGCUCGUGACAACAAGAAGACGUUUUUCAUCCCAUGUGGUUCUGAUGACUAUUUUUAGAGAGAGAAUGCAUUGAUGAGGACAAUGAAUUAUCCAGUGGUAUGGAGGUGGAGUUUGAGGGGUAGGUCGGACAGUUGUACGAGAAGGUGACCAUCCUCUUAGGCAGGUGGCCUAAGAUUUCACCUCCUGAAAAUUGAAUAAAAUAUUAGGUAUAAUAGUAUCUGGGCAAAGGAAAUUACGCUGGUGCUUUUAUUUAUUUGUCAACCGUUAUGGAAUAUUUAGUUGAAUGUGUGAACUGUAUUACGUAGCUCUUACAAAAUACGUACCCUUUUAAGGUUUGGAGUUGGAAGGAAACGCUGUCCGGGACAACAAAAAGACGUACUUCAUCUUGUGUCGUUUUGAUGAUCACUUUAAGAGACAAUGCCUAAAUGAGGAUAACGAAGACGUCUCUAUCGUUUGAUCUUCCUAUGAACCGCACGUCCGUCUGUAAAUUUAUAUUUUAAACAUGUGUUUAUAUAAUUACUGUUAUAUUAAUUUGUAGUAGAUCAUAUAGAUCACGUACUUGCCUUCUUUCAAUUCUUUAAUGAUUAAAGCUUAUGCUUCUUAUUUAAAACAAUGUUACUGUUUAUAAUAUACUGUUAUAUUUGUUGUCUUGGUUAUUCUUGUAUUUUUCUUCAUUUCUUCUUAACUUGGUUUUCGUCAUAGAAGUAGUAUCUUUGGUCAAGAGAUGGCGUUCAUUUCGCUGCGCAUGCGCAAUUGAGGAAAGUUGUGUCUUUGAUAUGUUAUUUCUUAUUAUAUUAUAAAAUUUAAUUUAUCACAGUUUAUUAAAUAAACCAUAUUAUAAUUAAAACAAUUGUGUGUAAAACUCCUAUUACAAUACAAAAAGCAAAAGUGUUAUGUAUAGUCAAAUUUUUUCCUGCGCAUGCGCAGUUUGGCAAAGUUGUGUGAUUGAUUAUUUUUAUUUUAUUAUAGUAUAAAAUCAAAUUAAUUAUAGUUCAUGAGAUAAACUAUAUUAAAUUUAAAAAAAUUGUAUGUAAAACUUCUAUUAAAAGAAAAUUACCGAAAAUGUUGUGUAUAGUUGAAAUAAGCUCACGCGCAUUAGGCCACCUGACUGCUUUGAGUACGACGGACGGGCUGCGGGCUGCAUGCAACGCCGGUGACGCCCCGCGCCGCUGCGUCCCUUUCGCGCUGACCACAAAGUAGGAACCAGGUACCGGUAUGUCAAGUCCAGCAGACGACGCGGCGGCGGGUGGCGGGCACUGGCACUGCCGGCGCCGCCCCGCGCGGGCCGAGCGGAGAAACUCUGCCGAGGCGAAGGUGGCCGCCAGGCAAAGGCACUCGCCGUCUGAACGCGGCGGAUGCGUCAGGUACCCGCGACUCGGGCGUAGGUUUGCCGCGCGAGGAAAACGCGACGCUGUUGCUUAUUCGGUCUCCGACGGGUGUGUCGCCGACUUACUGCAUACGUCAGGGAGCAGAUCAGCAGUCAUCAGACGAACGUCUUGAGCCCUGCCGACCGGUCGUGUGGCGGCAGCAGCAGCAGCAGCAGGUGGUGUCACUGCCCCGGAGGGAUCUGCCAAACAAUCGCCACCAUGUCGUGCUGCUGCAGAGCGGGAGGCGCCUUCCUGCUCCGGGCGACCAUCUUGAUCGGCCUCGCCUCCGUCGUCACCACCAUCAUCUACUUCACGCCCGUGCCAAACCCGUACUACGCCUCGUGCGACCGGCCGUGCCACGAGCUGGACUCGCCCAUGAUCUGCCGCUACAAGCUGAGCCUGGAGCAGUACGAGACGCUGGGGCCGGCGUGCGGCCAGUGCCCGGCCAACCGCAGCCACUGCGACGCGGCGCAGUGCGUGCCCGGGGACAUGACGCGCCGCGCCGUGCUCACGGCCAACCGCAUGCUGCCGGGGCCGGCGCUGCGCGUCUGCGAGAACGACAUCGUGGUGGUGGACGUGCUGAACCGCGCGCCAGGCCAGGCGCUGGCCGUGCACUGGGGCGGCCAGAGCCCGCGCGAGUUCCCCUGGAUGGACGGCGCGCCGCAGGUCACGCAGUGCCCCAUCAACACGCACACCGUCUUCCAGUACAAGUUCCGCGCCUCGGCCGCCGGCACGCACCUGUGGGCCGCGACGGGCUCGCCGCAGGCCGAGGCCGUGUUCGGGCCGCUCGUCGUGCGCCAGGCGGACGCGCGCGACCCGCACCGCCAGCUCUACGACGAGGACGUGCACCUGCUGACCGUGUCCGCCUUCGGCGGCUCCCUGCUGGUCAACGGGCGCGCCGAGCAGCAGGCGAGCGCGCCGCUGGUCCGCGGCCGACGCUACCGACUGCGCCUGCUGCACGGCGGGGGCACUCCAGAGGUCGCGGGGCGGCCAGCGCCCGGCCCGCUCCCAGGCCCGGUCACCGUCUCCGUGUCGGGCCUUGCGCUGCUCGUGGUCGCCGUCGACGGGCACGCCGUCCGCCCGCGCAGCACCCGCGCGCUCACGCUGUGGCCCGGGGAGCGCGUCGACGCGGUGCUGAGCGCGGACCAGCCGCCCGCCGCCGCCGCGGCCGCGUACCGCCUCGUGGUGCAGAGCGUCGGCGGCGGGCUCACCGAGGCCACCAUCGACCUUCCGUUUAAGGAGCAGGAGAAGAGACAGAGGCGAGCUCAGUACCCUUCCACCCCCGCCCCUGAGCUGGCCGACGUGGAGGUGGUCGACUCGCUGGAGGCCACCGACUUGGAGGGCCUGGACGCGCUGCCGGAGGAGCUGUCGCAGGACGACGUGGACGUGCGCCUGUACCUGCCCUUCGACUUCCACCCCGUCGCCGGGCUGCGCGGCGACCUGAGCGGGCCGCAGCCGCCCGGCAAGCCCGGCUCGGGCCGGCCGCCGCUCAGCCCCGCGGACCUGCCGUGGCCGCGCGCCGUGCCGCGCAUGUGCAACAUCUCGCUGGCGCUGCCCGCCUCGCCGCUCCUCACGCAGCCCCGCGACGCCGAGAGGUACGACGGCGAGGGCGGCGCGGCCGUGUGCCGCGGGGACCGGCGGCCGGCCGCCUGCCCGUCGCACCUGCACGGCCAGGCCGACCACUCGUGCGAGUGCGCGCACGUCAUCCGGGUGCCGCUCGGCAGCUCCGUCGAGCUGGUGCUCGCCGACCAGGGUGGCGACGGCGGUCGCGCGCACGUCUUCCGUCUGCACGGCCACAGCUUCUGGGUGGUGGGGCGCGGCCACAAGCCCGCGGGGGCGCCCGGGGAGGAGCCCCAGCGCGGCUCCUGGGAGGCGCUGGCCGCGGCCGACCGCCAGGGCAGGCUCCUGCGGCGCCACCUGCUCCGCCCAGUGCGCAAGGACGUCGCCAGCGUGCCCGCGCACGGGGCCUGCGCGCUCAGGUUCAUCGCAGACAACCCUGGGUACUGGCUGCUUCGCGAACAGUCCUUCUAUCGGUCGUCGUCCGGGCUGGGCGUCAUCCUGCAGGUCGGGGAGGAGAGCGAUCUACCCCCCAUCCCAAGCGACUUCCCCAAGUGCGGCAGCUUCAUCGGACCCGAAUUCUUCCUCAUGUGAUCCGUCGAAUCACAGUUUAAUUUAUUAGUUGGCAACAGAUGUUGAACGAGCAUUUGAAUCGAUGUUAUCGAAAUUUAACUAUUUUCGUUUUGCUCAAAGGGGAGGCCAUGAUCAGUAUUAUCUGUGAUUAAGGUAACAUUAGUAAAGUAAUGUUACAUUGUAGUUUACAAAUUAAGUGAGUAUGGCCCAGUGAUGGUUUUAGAAGCAGUUUUUUUUCUGUGCAGUGUGUUGUGUAUUUACCUUUUGUGAUAGUAAUGUUAUUGUAAUAAUAAUGAUAUACGGAGAAAAUA
Frankliniella occidentalis (western flower thrips) is the source of this 4594-nucleotide messenger RNA. RefSeq lists its product as uncharacterized. Lineage: Eukaryota; Metazoa; Arthropoda; Insecta; Thysanoptera; Thripidae. The coding region runs from base 2373 to 4304 and encodes 643 amino acids. The transcript has 7 exons. Gene Ontology annotation, molecular function: oxidoreductase activity; copper ion binding. The record is from RefSeq and is a predicted model, not a curated record. Gene Ontology annotation, cellular component: plasma membrane. Gene Ontology annotation, biological process: iron ion transport.